AUGGCUUCCUCAGCACCCUCUGCAUCUCUCAUCUCUUCCAACCCUAACAUUCUCUUCUUACCCAAAUUUCCUUCUUCUUCCUUUGCUUCCCUCUCCUUCCCCAAUUCCUCCAAUUCUCUUUUCAAACCUUUGCGCACUUCCCCCGUCGCUCCCUCUACUUCUCUUAAUCGUUCUUCACCCUCUCUCAAAACCUUCGUUGUCAGGGCUUCGAGUGAACUUCCAUUAGUUGGGAACACAGCACCGGAUUUUGAAGCAGAGGCUGUUUUUGAUCAGGAGUUUAUCAAGGUCAAGCUGUCCGAAUAUAUUGGGAAAAAAUAUGUUAUACUCUUUUUCUAUCCAUUGGACUUCACGUUCGUUUGUCCAACAGAAAUCACUGCCUUCAGUGAUCGGCAUGCAGAGUUUGAGCAACUAAAUACAGAGAUUUUGGGUGUUUCAGUUGACAGUGUGUUUUCACAUCUUGCAUGGAUUCAAACUGAUAGAAAGUCAGGUGGUCUUGGCGACUUGAAGUAUCCUUUGAUUUCUGAUGUCACCAAAUCCAUCUCGAAAUCUUAUGGUGUUCUCAUUCCAGAUCAGGGUAUUGCGUUGAGAGGAUUGUUCAUUAUUGACAAGGAAGGGGUUAUUCAGCAUUCUACCAUUAACAACCUGGCCAUUGGUAGAAGUGUUGAUGAGACAAAGAGAACACUCCAGGCCUUGCAGUAUGUGCAGGAGAACCCAGAUGAAGUUUGCCCAGCUGGGUGGAAGCCUGGUGAGAAGUCCAUGAAACCAGACCCUAAACUUAGCAAAGACUACUUCGCAGCGAUUUAA
Sphenostylis stenocarpa is the source of this 804-nucleotide messenger RNA. The record is from the annotation of a GenBank genome assembly. Lineage: Eukaryota; Viridiplantae; Streptophyta; Magnoliopsida; Fabales; Fabaceae.